This is a messenger RNA of Rubroshorea leprosula, 712 nucleotides long. The record is from the annotation of a GenBank genome assembly. NCBI's taxonomy places the organism in Eukaryota, Viridiplantae, Streptophyta, Magnoliopsida, Malvales, Dipterocarpaceae.
AAAAAAAAAAAAAAACAAAAUAAAAUAAAAUAAAACACUUCCCAUAUUUGGCAAUUUCCCUACUUAUAUAUAGUACAGAAAUCUUUGUCUCUGUUGCUCUCAUACGUCCUAAAUACCUAAACAAAACCAUGCGGCCGCUUCCUCCACCACUGCCGCCGCAUUCCGAGAGUCUGGCCUCAGACAAUGGCAAUAGCAGACUUUCAAAAGUAUUACUAACAUUGUUAGGCCCAGCAUCAAUUCUCCUAAUGUUGGUCUUAUACUUAAUAUACACAUGGAUCAAAAAUCGAACCAAACCGAAUGAAGAAGACAAGGAAGCCGAAGUUGACACGUUCGAUGGAGGAUUUGCGGGCGUUAAGUAUGAUGAAGUUCUGGAAGAAACACUCACCAAGUGCGACGGCAGUGUUCGUUCCUUACGUUUUGAGGAAUUUAAGGUAGGAGAGAGGCGUGGGACUUUUGAUCAAGUGCCGCCAUGAGUGUCAUAAGUUAUGCCUCAAUCGAUGGCUUACUAACAAUUAGAAGAAUCGCUGCCCGACUUGUCGAGCUUUUAUUUGUAUUGAAUCUAUUAGCCGAUUAUGAUUUAAUUUCUUUGGUAAGUAAUGAGAUAAUGACUAUUAUGGCCAUGAUUUAUAAGAGAAAAUAGAUUUUAUUCAGUAUUUUAUUGUUGAGUUGUAUCUUAUUGAUGAGUUAGUAAUAAUGAAAUCAAGAAUCAAUU